AUGAAAUAUUCACUCUAUCUGGCAAGAAAAUACGCGGCUGAAGGAUGGUGGGACCGUGCAAUUCGACAUUAUCUUACUGUGCUUUUCACCUACCCUAAUACCGAACAACGUGAAGUUGAGUUCUCGGACGAAUUUCGUACCGUGCUCGAAAGUUGGAUGUGCUAUUCUCGAAAUGCAGAGUCUUGUCUAAGUGCCUUAUUUGCUCCUAUUCUGAAUCUAUUCCCAAAAUCCGUCCCAAUUAUCACACUUUUGUCUGAACAUGUUGCAGGAAACGCUUUAUUUUCGGCAGAUGAAGGUGAAUCCGGAAUAUCCUCUUACGACAGUUUGAAAGCUGCCAUUAAUAUUGAAUGCGAUCCGCUAAUGGCUGCUGUAUUCCGUGUUUCAUCCGCGAAUGUUAGGAGUUGUGACUUUGAUCAAUGGCAUAUGCUUAUGAUCAACGAUAAGGACAGGAAUGAGAAGUUCUUGGAUGCGCUGAGAAACACUAUUGUACCAACAGACUAUGUACUUGAUAUUGGCACAGGAACAGGACUGAUGAGCGUGUUUGCUGCCAGUUGUGGCGCUUCAAAAAUUUGUGCUAUUGAAUCCAAUUCUUCCCUCUACAAUCUGGCGAAGCGGAUUCUCAGCUUGAAUGGCGUUGACAGUGCCAAGGUGGUCCGGGAUUAUUCGUUCAAUUUCCACCCUGAAGAUGGAGAUUCGGCGGACGUAGUGGUGUCAGAAAUCCUUGACUGUUGUGCGUUUGGUGAAGGAGUAAUACCAACAUUUCUGGAUGCCCAUUUACGACUUGCAACCAACACAGCACGAUUUAUCCCAGCAGAUGUCACUCUAUUUGCUACACUUAUCGAAUCGCCAACGAUUUACCUCAGCCAUGCUUUCACUUCACCAUCAGGAAAGGAGUUCCGGUCGGAAUAUGUAAGAUGCUCUGAUGAAACACAACCCGAGCCUUACUGGUGUACAAGGAUAUCAGAUCUCCCAGACAUGAAAAAGCUUUCAUCAGCCCAACAAGUGAUAAUGGUGGAUUUCGGGAAUGUGAACCAACUUCACGCGUGCAUAAACGGAGUUUCUGGUGGCGUCAAGAUUCCUGUAAUUUCUUCUGGAACUCUCCAUGCUGUAUCGGUACACUUCAGAGCUCUUGUUUGGGGAGAUGAAUACAUUGAUACCUCAGAAAAUACGUGUUGGGAACAAGGGAUUUUUCCACUGUCCUAUCCUAUACGGGUUAAUGAAGGCGACAGCGUUACUGUUAGAUGGACUCUUAAAGGGACUAGAUUUGAUAUGGUAUUGGAAUUACCUCUAAAUGCUGAUGACUUACCUCGAAGCCGCGAACUCGUUCUAAGAGGCGAACGGGACUAUCGCACAAUGAAUAAUGAUAUGCUGCUGUAUGCUAUUACCCGCUUGCUACCAUCGGUCAGUAGGUAUUCAUGGAAUUUGGACAUCAAUCUCAGUGAUGAGGAAACAAGUGUAGUAAGGAACCUACCACACUUCUUGAUAGACUCUAAGGAUAUUGAAGGGGCCUUCGGUGGAGAAUUAGAUGAAGCCAAUUCCGACUUGUCCAUUAUUGUGUGGCCGAUUCGAGCAGAUGGAUCAGUUAGUGAAGUGUUUUUGAAUUCGCUACGAUCGCUUCGCUCUAGAAAUGAUGUGCCUCCGUCAUUGAAAUACUGUGGAUUUCUUACAGAUCGUCUUUCUGCACAUGGUGUCCUCGUUUCCUCAUCCAGACUAUCGAAACUCACAAGGGUGCAGCCCAGCUCUUCGUGCGGUGCCGACUUAUCACCCAUUCGAAUGUAUAACCUUUUAGAGUAUAGAGAUAUUGAUAUAUCGACUUUUGAACACCAUGUAUGUUCGAAUGAAUUUAAGUUCCUGCACUUAGGAGAGGAAGACACUGAGCUGCUGACGAAAAGGAUCGAGGUCAGGUGUACCUGUGCUGGUCUUGUUGAGGGUGUUUUAUAUUGGUGGAAUCUGGAAAACUACUCAACACGUCAGGAUCGAGGAGCUUUCUUUAUUUUCAAGGAACCUAUAUCCGUCAGUGUUGGAACCGUGCUGAGCAUCACCUGUGACGUCUAUUGUGGAUCUAUUCUUCUAUCUGCAGAGAUUGUUUAA
This is a messenger RNA of Necator americanus (New World hookworm), 2091 nucleotides long. RefSeq lists its product as uncharacterized. Gene Ontology annotation, molecular function: protein-arginine N-methyltransferase activity. The transcript is spliced from 18 exons. Bases 1 to 2091 code for a protein of 696 amino acids. Gene Ontology annotation, biological process: peptidyl-arginine methylation. Lineage: Eukaryota; Metazoa; Nematoda; Chromadorea; Rhabditida; Ancylostomatidae. Gene Ontology annotation, cellular component: nucleus. The record is from RefSeq and is a predicted model, not a curated record.